CAACAUGGUUCAAUAAAUAUAUUAAAAGAUUAAAAUUUGUAACAAAGAUUUUUCGUUAUAAUUCAAUCGAUAAGUUGCUUUACAACUACUUAGUGUCCAGUGAAAUCAAUGUGUUCAUUAAACGUUUUUGGAAUGAGACAAAUUUGUUCAUUGAAAAAUGUGAACUAAGCUUAAAGUACAAAUUCAAUGGAAAAUUGGAAAAGGAUACUUGCGCAAUAUUGAUGGAAUCAGAUGAUUGUUUGUGGGUGUUUCAUGGUUAUGGACGACAACGGAUUUACGCGAUAAUAAUAUCUUCCUCGUUAUAAAUCCAUAAAUUAUCGUCCUUGGAUCGUCUUUCAAUAGUUUAUAGUAGCUUUACAUCAUAGAACUUCAUAAAAAAUAAAGUUAUAAGCUCAAAUGCGGAAUUAGGAAAUGUGAUGUGCUGUAACCAGAGCUACUACUUUGUAUGAGGAAUUACCAAGUACAUGAAUAUGAUGCCAUGGAGAAAUUUCCAUUAAAGGGUACUUCAACAUCUACUUCAUUGAACAAACCAAAUAGCCCACUUACAACCUAUAACUCGGUUGAUGCAAAGAAAGGUAAUGGUAUAGAAAAUAGUAAUAUUGAUAAUCCAAGUAUUCGAAGUGAAAUUACUAGUCGUGGUAUAAGCAUAAGUAGUGAUGAAGACAUGCUGGAUGUGAAACAACAAAGUGUUUCUCAUCAUCCUGAGAGUAACCAGUUUCUAGAAAGGAGCGUACGCGUAGAUGAUGCCUCCUCCCACUUCUCGGCUGAUUCUGAUGAUAUUCCUGGUAUUGGCCAAUAUGAUGAUUUCCAUACUAUCGACUGGCAAAGAGAUAUUGCCAGAGAUCGUAUGCACCACCGAUAUAUACUGAAAAAAAAACACGAUUCUAUUUGGGAUUUAAUCAAGGGAGCCCAUGACGCUUGGUCAGGAUGGCUUUGCGUAUUAUUUGUUGGUCUAUUUACUGGAGUAGCGGCUGGUGUUAUUGAUAUAGGAGCAUCGUGGAUGACUGAUCUCAAAUUUGGAAUUUGCCCACAAGCAUUUUGGUUAAAUAAGGAACAAUGCUGUUGGAGUUCUAAUGAAACUUCUUUUGAUGGAGAUAACUGUUCACAGUGGAGAACGUGGCCUGAAGUAUUUAGUCAAUCAAAAAAUGGAGCAGGUCCCUAUAUUAUUUCUUAUAUGUUUUAUAUUGCAUGGGCACUUUUGUUUGCCUCAUUGUCUGCAUCUUUAGUGCGAAUGUUUGCUCCUUACGCUUGCGGCUCUGGUAUACCUGAGAUUAAAACAAUUUUAAGUGGAUUUAUUAUCCGAGGUUAUUUGGGUAAAUGGACGUUAAUUAUCAAAUCUGUAGGACUUAUUCUCUCUGUAUCAGCGGGUUUAAGUCUUGGAAAAGAAGGUCCGAUGGUACAUAUUGCGUGUUGUAUUGGCAAUAUUUUUUCUUAUUUAUUUCCUAAGUAUGGCAAAAAUGAAGCAAAAAAGAGGGAAAUUUUAUCAGCUGCAGCUGCAGCUGGAGUGUCUGUGGCUUUUGGAGCACCUAUAGGAGGUGUACUUUUUAGCUUAGAAGAAGUCAGUUACUAUUUUCCUCUCAAAACAUUAUGGCGAUCAUUCUUCUGUGCUCUUGUAGCUGCUUUCGUAUUACGAUCAAUAAAUCCAUUUGGCAAUAAACAUUCUGUACUAUUUUACGUUGAAUAUAAUAAACCCUGGAUCUUUUUUGAGCUUAUUCCUUUUAUUAUUCUUGGAAUUAUUGGAGGAAUAAUUGGAACAUUAUUUAUCAAAGCUAAUCUUCGCUGGUGUCGAUAUCGUAAAUCAUCUAAACUUGGACAAUAUCCAGUUACUGAGGUAUUAGUAGUAACUGUUCUUACAGCAGUUAUUGCUUAUCCUAAUCCAUAUACGAGAAUGAGUACCAGCCAACUCAUCUACUUACUAUUUAGAAAAUGUGGCGUGUCUGAUACAGAUAUGUUAUGUGACUAUCAACGAAAUUUUGCUGAUGUUAAUUCAGUUUACCUUUUGGUAUUGGCAUUUAUUUUUAAAUUAAUUAUGACCAUAUUCACUUUUGGCAUGAAGGUGCCCUGUGGUCUUUUUAUACCAUCUCUGUGUCUUGGUGCCAUAGUUGGUCGCAUAGUUGGCAUUGGCAUGGAGCAACUUGCUCAUCAGUAUCCUCACAUAUGGAUGUUCAGUGAAGAAUGUUCAACAGGCGAAGAUUGUAUAACUCCUGGAUUAUAUGCUAUUGUUGGAGCAGCAGCGGUUUUAGGAGGUGUCACUCGCAUGACAGUAUCUCUUGUGGUAAUAAUGUUUGAAUUGACAGGUGGAGUUCGGUAUAUAGUACCACUAAUGGCAGCGGCAAUGGCAAGCAAAUGGGUCGGAGAUGCUCUUGGCAAACAAGGAAUUUAUGAUGCGCACAUUGGUCUUAAUGGAUAUCCCUUCCUUGAUAGUAAAGAUGAAUUUCAACAUACUACUCUAGCAGCUGAUGUAAUGCAACCAAAGCGCAAUGAAACUUUACACGUACUUACUCAAGAUUCAAUGACGGUCGAAGAUGUUGAGAACCUCUUAAAGGAAACCGAGCAUAAUGGUUUUCCUGUUAUAGUUUCAAAGGAGUCUCAAUAUCUUGUUGGCUUUGUUUUACGAAGAGAUUUAAAUUUAGCUCUUGCUAAUGCAAAACGUAUGCUUGAGGGUAUAAACAGGCAAUCUCUUGUAAUUUUCACAAGUGGUAAUAAUAUACAGACACAUACACAUCCGCCGCUCAAGCUGAAAAAAAUCUUGGAUAUGGCUCCAAUUACUAUUACAGAUCAGACUCCGAUGGAGACUGUUGUUGAUAUGUUCAGAAAGUUAGGCUUACGACAAAUGCUUGUUACGCAUAAUGGGCGUUUGCUCGGAGUCAUUACUAAAAAAGAUGUGUUGAGGCAUGUAAAGCAACUUGAUGAUGAGGAUCCAAAUUCUGUAUUAUUUAAUUAAUUUAGUUUUCUAUAAAUAUCUGUAUGCGAAACAUGCUUGAUAACUCAAUCAAAGAUUUAAGUCUGAUAGAGUCAAUCUGAAAAGUUGGUUUUAAUGCUAUUAAAGCGGAUUAACAUAGUUGCAAAAUGAGACAUCACCAAAUGUUCGAAGUAAUAAUUCCAUAAGACGUCAUUAUAUUAUUCGUGAGCAAACUAUGUGUACUAUUUGUUCAUAGCUCAUGUUUUGUUCUUUUUACUUUUAUCGUAUAAUAUAUAGUCACUCGUGUAAUUUAAUCAAAUGUAUCUAUUAUAUACAGUCGGUGUUCUCGAAUUGCUGUUUGUAUUAAAAAAAAAAAAAAAAAAAAAAAAAAAAAAAAAAAAAA
Ceratosolen solmsi marchali is the source of this 3305-nucleotide messenger RNA. It is a transcript of the gene ClC-c, whose product is annotated as chloride channel protein 3. The transcript has 12 exons. Lineage: Eukaryota; Metazoa; Arthropoda; Insecta; Hymenoptera; Agaonidae. Gene Ontology annotation, biological process: chloride transport; transmembrane transport. The record is from RefSeq and is a predicted model, not a curated record. Gene Ontology annotation, molecular function: voltage-gated chloride channel activity. Gene Ontology annotation, cellular component: plasma membrane; Golgi apparatus; early endosome. Bases 446 to 2944 code for a protein of 832 amino acids.